Exophiala dermatitidis NIH/UT8656 is the source of this 1821-nucleotide messenger RNA. Its product is annotated as replication fork protection complex subunit Swi3/Csm3. The record is from RefSeq and is a predicted model, not a curated record. NCBI's taxonomy places the organism in Eukaryota, Fungi, Ascomycota, Eurotiomycetes, Chaetothyriales, Herpotrichiellaceae. Gene Ontology annotation, molecular function: DNA binding. Gene Ontology annotation, biological process: replication fork processing; DNA replication checkpoint signaling; DNA damage response. Bases 1 to 1821 code for a protein of 606 amino acids. The transcript has 2 exons. Gene Ontology annotation, cellular component: nucleus; replication fork protection complex.
AUGGCAACAGACCCUCUCACUGCGGCUACUGUCGACGAUCUUUUCAACUUUGAUUCUACAGACGAUGAAGACCCGUUCAAGGACAAGUCGACGCGUAAGGCUCGCGACGACAAGACCACGCUGAGUCCUCGUCCUGCAAAGCGGAAAGCAGGCGACAACAAUGAUCUAGGUGCUGAUUUGGGCUUGGACGAGGAAGUCAAAAUCGCCAAAAAGAGAAAACCUAUAGCCAAACUCGACGAAGCGAGGCUGCUUUCCGCUGAAGGUAUUCCAAAGCUACGCGCUCUGGCAAUGUCGGGGAAAUUUUCAAAGAAGCUGCGUCUGAAAGGCAAAGGACACGAGUUCUCGGACGUGGCUCGUCUGUUGAAUUAUUACCAGCUGUGGCUGGAUAACUUAUACCCUCGAGCCAAGUUUGCCGAUGGCUUACAGUUGAUCGAGAAGGUCGGGCAUAGUAAGCGGAUGCAAACUAUGCGAAAGGAGUGGAUCGACGAAGGGAAACCGGGGUACGUCAAGGAGAAAGCAUCAAGGCCACAGGAUGGGGAGAAAGGGAAAAAGACAGACGAGUUGUAUGGCGGGGACGAACCAGCCGCGGAACCCACAUCAAAUGAAUUGGCUCCUGGCGACGACUCUUUAUUCAUCCCUGAUACGCGCGCAAGUGAUGAUGUCCCCAACUUCAACGACGAGAUGCCGGAGGACGAUGAGCUGGACGCUCUCUUGGCAGAGCAAGAAACAGCAGGCAGCGCGAGGCCAGCGCCGCCGCCCACCCGUUCAAAACGGACAAUCGACGAUGACUCCGAAGGCGAGGACGAUCCCGACGCUCUACUGGCCGAGCAAGACACUCGGCGGGUUCCGCAGACUGCAACGGCGACGCCACCAGUUCAAUCUAAAUCGACAUCACGACCAAAGACCUCGCCUUUCGAGGACGAUGAUGACGACGAGGAGGAUAUGGACGAUUUAGACGCCUUGCUAGCAGAGCAAGAGGCACGCGCGACGCUGACUACUACUCAACCGAGGACAGAGCUGGCGCCUCGAUCCACCAAUAAUGAAUCUAGCCCUCGCCGCACCGAAGAGAAGGAAGAGGCCACCAAAGCCGUCGCUGACAAUGACGACCUGGGCGAUCUCGAUCUCGAUCUCGAUGAAGACGACGACCUUGACGCUCUCCUUGCCGAACAAGAAUUACGUCAGACAGAGGCAGCAAUGCAGAGACCGUCGCAGACGAGUACUACGAACACGGGGAUUUCUUCUCCCCGGCCCUCUGCGCAUGCUGAGCAACCUGACUUGGAUGUGGCGGAUGGGGACGACAUGUUUUCCUCGUCGCCUGUACGCACAAAUCCAAACACAAAGGACUUUCAGGCGUCCUAUGAGACCAGUGUUUUUGUUGCUUCGUCGACCACGAAGGCUUUGGAUGACAUGCAACAAGGAUCUGAAUAUGCACAAGGAGCUGGGCCCAAGACCACCCCCGAGCAAGAAUACGCUGGAGGCCUGGAGGCCGCCAAUCCCUCGGCCGAAGUUGAGUUAGAGGCUGAGCUCGAUUCCAAGGAAACGGAAGAGCCCCAACAGGAGCAUGAACAGGAGCAAGAGCAAAAUACUAGCAGCGGGCAGGAUCGAAAUGAGGGUCUCGAACGACUGGACGAUGACAAUGGGGACGAGGAAGUAGAAGCACCACAGGAGACAACGGCUCAAGAAGGACGCCGAGGAGGGGCGGAAAAACAAGGUGCAGCUGAAGUUGGACCUGAAGCUGAAGUCGGUCUUGAAGACGGCGACAACGAGGAGCUUGAGGCAGAGGAUAUGUUUUCGUCUUCUCCCGUUCAGAACGACGAUUAG